Molecule: messenger RNA, 2031 nt
Organism: Ochotona curzoniae (black-lipped pika)
Lineage: Eukaryota; Metazoa; Chordata; Mammalia; Lagomorpha; Ochotonidae
Gene: PEX11A
Product: peroxisomal biogenesis factor 11 alpha
Exons: 3
Coding region: 1-744 (247 amino acids)
Biological process (GO): regulation of peroxisome size; peroxisome fission
Cellular component (GO): peroxisomal membrane
Source: RefSeq, a predicted model, not a curated record
AUGGACGCCUUCACCCGCUUCACCAACCAGACCCAGGGCCGGGACCGCCUCUUCAGAGCCACUCAGUACGCAUGCAUGUUGCUUUCGUAUUUGUUAGAGCCUAAGGCUGGCAAAGAGGAGGUGGUCAUGAAGCUCAAGAAACUGGAGUCCAGUGUGAGCGCUGGCCGUAAAUGGUUCAGACUGGGCAACGUGGUCCAUGCCAUGCAGGCAACCAAGCAGAGCAUCCGUGCCACCGACCCUGUGCCCCGCCUAUGCCUAACGCUAGCCAACCUGAACCGUGUGAUUUAUUUCAUCUGUGACACCAUGCUCUGGGUGAAGAGCGUGGGUCUGGUCGCUGGCAUCAGCAAAGAGGCAUGGAGGAGGCGAGCUGCCCGCCACUACUACUACUUUCUGCUGCUGAGCCUGGCCAGGGACGUGUAUGAAAUCUCCCUGCAGAUGGGACGGGUCGCGCACGACAGAGCCAAGAAGGAGAAGGGGUCCUCGCAGAGUCCUUCUGGGUUCAGCGUGGCCGACGAGGAGACGGAGUGGCUGCAGUCCUUCCUCCUCCUCUUGUUCCGGUCUCUGAAGCGCCACCCCCCACUGCUGCUGGACACUGUGAAGAACUUGUGUGACAUCCUGAUCCCUCUAAGCCAGCUGGGGAUCUACAAGUCUAAUCGAGGCCUCAUCGGCCUGGGAGGGUUCGUGUCCUCAGUUACAGGCAUCAUCACCGUGGCCUAUCCGCACAUGAAACUCAGGACCUGCUAGGGUCCUUUGAGGGCUGAGCCAGACUGGCCUUCAAAGGCGACCUGCUCGUGGAGUGGACACUUGCUGUGGUCACAAGCCAGGCCGUGCCUGGGUUCUCAUUCUAGCCAAAUCUGAACAACUGCAUCGCUGGGAGACAGGAGCCAGAAUGAAGAAGGGAAGCAUGAAGAUUUCAGCUCAUGUGAUUUUCAAGAUGCUGGAAUCACUGCUGGAUUUCUGAGUAUUUUCUCUGUGUUCAACAUUUAGUGAACAUUUCUGAUGUGCCCAGUAGGAACUUAGAAUAAGAUCUGGAAGGAAAAUUGAACAUGGCCCAAUCAAUCACAUGGUGACACUUUGGGUAUGGUUUUUGCUUGACUGCCCAUGCAGAGCAUCUAAGGAUCCACUAUACCCCACUGCCACCCUUGGGUCUAAUAUUAUCUGUGGGUAGAGGUCAUUAGGCAGUGUCAUGACUCAGCCACAAUUGGAAGCAGAAAGGAGUUGAGGUGAAAAUGGGUAGAAGGUCACCUGUUAUGUGGCCUGGGACGGAUAAGGGUGCUGAGAAAAUAUAAACACUACUGGUUCUUCUGACUGGGAAUCCUUGUUUGUCCCCAGGAGUCUUCCUGAGUUCCUGGCAGAGUGGGAGCCGGGGACUCUAGGACUCUGUGCUUUUAUCUCGCCACUCGCCCUAACUCAGUACUUCCAUUGGUCAGUGCUUCAUAGUCUGUUCUACAAAACUGCAAACUGACUUGUGAGCCAGCUUGUUCUUGUCUAACCCCAUGUAACAGUCUGAGUGCUUCUGCAUUAAUUAGCAGUUUAACAUGUCAUGACUUGAGUGUGCGAGGGUUGCAGUUUACUCUGAUAAAUCCAAUUCCUCAUCAUAGGGUGCCCGGGGGAGACGGGAAAGGUCAGGAAGGGGCCCAGAGGACAUUUCCCUGGGUUCCCUGCCUCCCAUCCCGGGUGUCAGAUUUUAUGGGGACAGAUCCUUUCAUCUGAGGGAGGUGAAAUGGGCAGGUGAGACGCCAGCAGGUGGGGGCAGAGUCAGUCCAAUCAGUAAGGCUGUGUCAUUUCCCUGAACGCAAAUGUGAGCAAAAUUCCCACAGGCACAACUUGUCUGUGGACUCAGGUCCUUGGCUCUCUGUUCUCUAGGCACACAAUCAAGACACGGGGUUUGAGAAAGCACAAUUCGGGCCCUUGAAGAGACAUGCCCAGUACUGUGUAUCAGGGCCGAUACAGUUUAAAUGACUGUUUAGACCUUGUCCAGAUCCUGCAUUCUGGUAGGUUCAUUAUGUCCAAUAAAUUCUGAAACAAACU